Messenger RNA from Trifolium pratense (red clover), 1608 nucleotides. Its product is annotated as transcription factor MYB61-like. The transcript has 4 exons. The record is from RefSeq and is a predicted model, not a curated record. The coding region runs from base 1 to 1608 and encodes 535 amino acids. Lineage: Eukaryota; Viridiplantae; Streptophyta; Magnoliopsida; Fabales; Fabaceae.
AUGUCAUCAUCUUCGAAGCAAGAAAAAAACAAUGAUGGUGAUAGUAAUAAUAAUACUAAUAGAUCGUUGAAAAAAGGAACAUGGUCAAAAGAUGAGGAUAAAAUAUUGGUAGAUUAUGUGACAAAAUAUGGAGCUAGAAAGUGGAAUGAAGUACAAAAGAGAACGGAACUUGCUCGAAGUGGAAAUUGUUGUCGUUUUAGAUGGAUAAAUCACUUACAGCCAGGUGUGGUAAAGGGAAAAUUUAGUGAACAUGAAGCAAAAGAAGUCAUUCGGAUGAAAAAGCUUAAUCUCAAAUGGUGUGACAUGGCUAAACAGUUGCCUGGAAGAUCAGAUAAUGAUAUAAAGAAUUUCUGGAAUGCAAGAGAAAGAAAACUAAAUAGAGAGAAUAGUUUGAAUGGUUCCAGCAGUUUGAGUCAUGAUCAUGAGUUGAAUGACAAUAGAGAGAAGAGUUUGAGUGGUUCUACUUCUACCAGCCAGCAAGUUGAUUCACAAGAUGACAAAUACUCUAAACAAUUUCCAAAAUUAUUUGAUGAUUCAAAUAAGCAGCUUCCAAAGUUUCCAAAGUUGGUUAAUGAUUCAAACAUGUUCUACACCAAUGUGGGAAGUACUUCUAUAAGCAAUCAUACUACUCCAUCAGGGAUUAAUAGGGCUGGCAUUGGAACUUCUUUUAUGCAUGAGGCCAGGGUACCAAAUCCAUCUUCAUUAUCACCAUAUUUAAACUUUCAAAAUAUGUACAAUCCACUUCCUUCAAUUGAACACAAGUUGCAUAGAAAAUAUCCAUCAAGAUAUGAUGAGAUAAAUGCAAAAUUAUUUGAUGUUUCAAAUAAGGAGCUUCCAAAGUGGGUUGAUGAUUCAAAGAUGCCCUACUAUUGUGUGGGAAGUACUUCUACAAGCAAACAUACUACCCCAACAUGGACUAAUAGGGUUGGCAAUGGAACUUCUAGUAAUCAAUUUACCAUGGUGCCAAAUCCACUCCCACCAUGUUCAUACGUUCAAAAUAUGGACUAUCAACUUCCUUCUUAUAAGAAGUUAGGUGAGUAUCCUCAAAAUCCACUUCCACCACCUAAGGAGGCUCAAUAUCAGAGGACAGGAUCAGUUUCUCCAUAUAAUGCUAGUCGCGUUCGUUCGUCUAAGGUAAAUUUGGUUGAUGAAAAUGGGAAGAAGCCAAUUUCUUUUGAGAAUGAUUUUGGAGCAAAUUCCCUUCGCAAUUUUACAGAUUCAUAUCUUCGCCGUGCCUCAAGUUUAUUAGACAAUGGCAAUAACAAUAACUUGAAUGACAAGCUUCCACACGAUGUAAAGGAUACAUUAAACACAGCUAUAAAUGAAAAGGGCAUAGACUGGGAUCGUUUUUCUUACUUUGGUUCAUUUGACAACAACUUUAACAAUAACUUGCAUGACAAGAUUCCGCACAAUAAUGACAAGAUUCUAGACGAUAUAAAGGAUACCUUAGGUGCAGCUUUACAUGGAAAAGGCAUAGAUUCGGAUCAUUUUCCUGACUUAAGUUCAUCAGACAACGACGAUAACAAUAACUUGCAUGACAAGAUUCCACACAAUAUGAAGGAUACCUUAGACGCGGUUAUAUAUGGAAAAAGCUUCCAUCCUAAGUGA